CUGUUUACCUUUUGGCUUCAAGAUGAACUUGAAACUAGGAAUACUACUCUCUGUAAUCUUCCCACUUUUGGCAUUCUCAGCAAAUGGAAUCGAAUUCGAAGCCUGCAGCCCUCCUGGAGAGUCCAUUAAUGCUGCUAGUGGUCACAUUUCCAGCCUCAAUUUUCCCAACAACUAUGACGCAAACAGGAUUUGUACCUGGAAUAUCACGGUACCCGGUGGGAAAAUCAUCAAACUGACCUUCUUGAAUUUUACCCUGGUAGCAGGUGAAAACAAUGACUGUACUGGAGCGGCAGCAGAUAGUGCCCGAGUCUUCAUCACAAACGUUGCCUCUCAUGGAGGAAAUCCUAAUGAUUUUAAGAUCUGUGGUCAAAAGCUUCCCCCUCCUGUGUACUCCGAAGGAAAUUUCAUUCAAGUGAGAUUUGAAUCUCGCACCGGCCCUGUAAACAAAGGGUUCAAUGCAACCUUUGAGGCGAUAGAUGGAGAUUCACUGUGCCCAACAGAUGUGAUCCUCGAUGAAACAUCAGGUUCUUUCUCCUCUCCCUUUAAUCCAAGAAACUAUCCAUUCAACCAGACGUGUAGCUGGAGGAUUAUAGGGAAGCAAGGAUACCGUGUUGAGCUCACAUUACCAGACUAUAAUAUUCAACGUUGUGGUGGCAUUGCUUGCUCGUGUGAUUAUAUGGAAGUCCAGAAUAGCUUCAGUGAUCAAGUGCCGCCUGGA
Pocillopora damicornis (cauliflower coral) is the source of this 718-nucleotide messenger RNA. RefSeq lists its product as uncharacterized. NCBI's taxonomy places the organism in Eukaryota, Metazoa, Cnidaria, Anthozoa, Scleractinia, Pocilloporidae. Gene Ontology annotation, molecular function: calcium ion binding. The record is from RefSeq and is a predicted model, not a curated record.